AAUGGUAGGCAUAUAUAUCAGAGGUACCAUUCUGUUAAGUGGUAAAAACGACAAGACUUUGAUCACCUUUACUUCCGGCUACACUCCUGCAGUAAAAAACCUUUCCCCGAUAAGCAAGAUUACGAACAAGUGCCACAGUGUCCAGAACAACAAAAAAAUGAAGUUGAUAGUCCUGUCUCUAGUCUUUAUGGCGAUAAUUUCUAUCGCAAAAACACAAACCAGAUAUGUAGCAAAAGCAGGUUCGUGUCCACCUGCGUUACCUGUACAAUUCUGCGGACGUUCCUGCUACGUUGACGCACAUUGCGCUGGAAUUGGCAAAUGUUGUCCGACCCGGUGCGGUGGUUCCAUUUGCUCCAUGCCUGUCACGAUGACGCGGCCUAUCCAAACAGAAAAACCAGGAUCUUGCCCAUCGAUACCGACAGGAAGAUGGAUAUGUUCGUCGACUUGCAAUAGCGACAACGAUUGCAGAGGAAACCUGAAAUGCUGCAAAAAUAGAUGUGGGGCCCUAGCUUGUCAAAAACCGGAGAUCGAAAUAUUGGAAUCCGUCGAAACCCCGAUUGAACCAAUUGUUCCGCGUUUUGGAAAUGAUUACAAUAAUUACUAAAGAGAUUGCUAAUCCUCGUUUUUAUCUGCGUUAUAUUUAUACUAACAAACAUAUAUAAACUCGAUAUACUUUUACAAUUUUAUACUUGAUUUAAUAAUUAUUUUAUUUUUUGUAAUUUAGAGCAAUAAUUAUUGCAUUAAGAAAAAAGAAAUAGCAUAUAUUUAUCAUAAUAUGAUUUUUAGCAAAUUUUUAUCAUAGAAAAGUUGAAGGAUUUUUGAUCGGCAACGAUUUUUUUAGACCAUGAGAUUGUUAAUUAAUAAGACAAUUUAUAUUUAUAUUAUUUUAAUCUAUCUGCUAUAUUCGCAAGAUAAAUUCAAUAAAUAUUUAAAAAUAUUAAAAAAAAAUAAAAUUUAUAUCUGAAUAUAAAUUCAAUAUCAAUGUAUAAAACUGUAUGUAAAAAGGGACUGUUAAAAUGAAGAAUGUUUAAUAAAUCUUUCCUCAUCAAUAA
Molecule: messenger RNA, 1052 nt
Organism: Formica exsecta
Lineage: Eukaryota; Metazoa; Arthropoda; Insecta; Hymenoptera; Formicidae
Product: WAP four-disulfide core domain protein 2-like
Biological process (GO): innate immune response; antibacterial humoral response
Cellular component (GO): extracellular region
Molecular function (GO): peptidase inhibitor activity
Source: RefSeq, a predicted model, not a curated record